GGGGACCGCUUAGCGGAGCUGAUGUCCUUUGCCGGCUUGUCGUACCAAAUCUUCUAUUUUAUAAGUUUUGCGUGGAUGGAUGCAAUCCAUCUCUUACAUUUUUGAUAACUUUGAACAGAAAGUUGAAAAACAGUAGUUCAAGAAAAGCAUUCUUGUCGCCUAUAUAAAGUAUGUGAAUCCAGACUGAUCAAGAACUGAAUGACUUGUCAAGAAUUUUAUCUUGUACAAACUAAUUAAUCUCUCGAUGAAGGAGGAUCAUAUUAAAUAGAAAAAUAAAUAAAUGAGAACGUGUGAGAUAUUGUAAUAAUGAGAACAAAUAAAAGGGUUAGGUCAACAAUUACACAUGAAUUCUACAGCUAUUUACAAACUUGAUUUCAGUGAUUAGCUUAAUUAAGGACGUGUAAGAUAUACCUAUGAGACUUGUUCAGCAUACACAAAAAGCUUGUGCAGAUGUUCGCCUUAAUCUGUUCGAAAAAGAUUAAGAUAUAUAAAGAUUGUUGUGAUAAAAAACUACUAUCAACGAAUAUUCAAUCCGACUAUCAGCAUGACCAUACUCGAUCAAAUAUGCUACACUAUAUUACAACUUGGAAAAAAAUACCACGUAUGUGCCAGUUCAGUUGGUUAAGCGCAAGUGUCGGUGUUCUUGUAUUCUUGGGUUCAGUGCACCGUGGGAAGGAUGCUUUGCGCCAUAAUUAGUAUUAGCGCCGCCGAGUCCCAAACCUGGGAAGAUUAUUUGGCCAAAGGUCCGGACAGCUCCUGGUUAUUAAAAAAAAACUUUUGAAAAAACAUGGAUAAGAAAUCAAAUAGUGUAAAAUGAAAAGUUACAUACCAAUUAUAACUAUAUCCGACACGACUGCACGUGUGAGGAUUAGGCUUUUAGCAAUAUAGACUCGUUUAUACAACCAAAAUAUGGUUAAACAAUAGUUGGUUUUAUUGGUUGUUCUGUUCUGGUUAUAUAGACCCCUUCAUGUUUGAAUAAUGUAAUAGGUGUUUGUUCGUGUAAAAAAGAAUAAGACAAUCAACGUAUACUGUAGGUAAAUUUAGCACUAGAUGUUCUCCGAACCCUUUUCAUCGAUCUUCUUGACAUAUUAAGAGACUUCAACGCAUUUAUACCGAGUACGGUGUAGUUUUAAAUUAGGAUAACAUAAAACUGUAUAACUAGAAAUCUAUUACAAUUUUUUUAAAGAAAAUUUGUGAAGACAAUUUUAAAAUUUUGAAAAGAAAAUGUAGAGUGUAACACGUCUUUCAUAAAAGUUCAACGUAAUAAUCAUUCGAUCUGUAAACUUCACAACAUAAAAUUCCAAAUUAGACACCAGGAUCAUUAACAAAUCUUCUAGUGCAAAAUAAUAGUUCAUCAUGUGAACUUGUUUUGAAUACUAUUAAUUAAUAUAUUAAAAGAUGCAUAUAGUUCUUCUCAGAUCAUGACAGCACUAAUCACGAUUUAAAUCUAAAUGGUUCCAGCUUGUAUCAAAUUAUUUAAAAACAGCCCUUUCUCAAAAAAAAAAAAAAAUCAAACAACAUACUACGAUAAAAAUGUGGGACCAAGUACGUAUAAUGGUGAGACAUUUACUUAUAAUGGUCAUGGACCUCAUGCUCUACAACUUUGGUCGGUUUAUUAUCUGUAUAGGUAUGCUCAUUUUUCGUCUGUUUGCAACUUACAUACGUACCAUCGGAUUUAUAUCCCGAUUACGAUACAACAGCAGUGCGAAUAUUGCGUUUUGUGUUCGGAGUUCGGAUCAGUUGAUUACGUAUAGGUGCAACCUUUUCGAUUAUAUCCUGAAAAUAUAUUAGUAAGAACACAUUUAUUCAGACGACCACGACGUUGAUUAUAUUAAAUUGCAUGAGCUGGAAUAGAUGUUUUUCACUUUAUUUUCUUCAAGUUGCCUAUUUCACAUCAAGACAUGGUGCCCACUUUCCUUCCACUAAUAUUAUAUGUAUAGCGAUUAUAUUAUCUAUGUAAAAAUGUUCUGUCGUUUACAUUCAUCCCAAAAAAUAAUUUAAUGUAUAUGAUCACAUCAACAUGAUAAAUUUAAUCUGUAAGACUGUAGAUAUUGAACAACACUUGGACACAAAAUGUAUAACUAUAAUGUAUUCUAACUCUUUCUUUUGUUUUUAUUGAUAAAAUGAAACUGACUCGAAUAUACACAAACUGACAUAGUGUAACGAAAAGUUAAAAUCAUCUUUACAUAAGAAAAUUAAGUAAGAAGUUCGAUUUGAAAAUGUCACGGUAACAUCAUUUAAGACAAAUCAGUGCUAAAUCUAAAAACAAUUAUCAACUUCUUUUUUUCUUGUAAUGUUGACAUCUAUACUUCUACAUCUAUUUAUACACAUUACCAUAUUACAGAGAGAUCUCCAAACACAAGUAAUCUUCUUCAUCUUUCGAUUCCAUCAUCGACAGUAUGGCUAGAUCCUUGGUGCUCUCGCUAACACUCGCAUUCCUUUUCAUCGGAAUGGUCUCAGCUCGUGACUGGAACAUCCUAAACCAGUUCAAAGGACUCAAGUCUACCAAAACCACCACCAGCCAAAAGGGGGUCGCCACACUGAAAGAUCCAAACCUAACCGGAUACUGCGAGAGCUGGAGAAUCAACGUGGAGCUUCACAACAUCAGAGACUUCACGGUGGUGCCACAGGAGUGCGUGUGGUUUGUCCAAAAGUACAUGACAUCAUCUCAGUACGAGGAUGACGUGGAGAGAGCCGUUGAUGAAGCUAUCCUCUACCUCGGAAAAACUUGUUGCGAGAAGAAGAAAUGUGAUGGCAUGGAUGCUUGGAUCUUUGACAUUGAUGACACUCUUCUCUCCACCAUUCCUUACCACAAGAGCAACGGCUGCUUCGGUGGUGAGCAACUAAACACGACCAAGUUUGAGGAAUGGCAAAGUUGGGGAAAGGCACCAGCGGUUCCAAACAUGGUGAAGCUGUUCCAUGAAAUCAGAGAGAGAGGUUUCAAGAUCUUUUUGGUUUCUUCUCGCAAAGAGUACCUCAGGUCCGCCACCGUCGAGAACCUUAUUGAAGCCGGUUACCACGGCUGGUCUAACCUCCUCCUCAGGGGAGAAGAGGAAGAGAAGAAGAGUGUGACCCAAUACAAGGCAGAUGUAAGGACAUGGCUUACAAGUCUUGGAUACAAAGUUUGGGGAGUUAUGGGUGCACAAUGGAACAGCUUCGCAGGCUGUCCAGUUCCCAAGAGAACCUUCAAGCUCCCUAACUCCAUCUACUAUAUCGCUUGAUCAAAUCAUAUAUUACUGAUCUAACCAAAUAAAAUAGGAUCAGAGUUUCAGAUCUGAUUCUUGAGUCGUUUGAUGGUAUCAUCUUUUUGUUUUCCCAUUUCUGGUUAUUAUAACCAACUCUUUUUUUUUUGUGCACCUGGUUUAUGUAACCAACUCAAAUGCUUAUGAGGAGUGAUAUAUGAACCAUGAUCAUCUUUGUUUCUGUUGAAUUCACUGUUUAUUUUUUGUAUUACCA
Messenger RNA from Brassica rapa (field mustard), 3456 nucleotides. RefSeq names its product acid phosphatase 1. Gene Ontology annotation, molecular function: acid phosphatase activity. The record is from RefSeq and is a predicted model, not a curated record. NCBI's taxonomy places the organism in Eukaryota, Viridiplantae, Streptophyta, Magnoliopsida, Brassicales, Brassicaceae.